This is a messenger RNA of Triticum dicoccoides, 1505 nucleotides long. Its product is annotated as proline-rich protein 2-like. The transcript has 3 exons. The coding region runs from base 1 to 810 and encodes 269 amino acids. The record is from RefSeq and is a predicted model, not a curated record. Lineage: Eukaryota; Viridiplantae; Streptophyta; Magnoliopsida; Poales; Poaceae.
AUGGAUUCUGAUUUGGAGUACAUAUACGAGCACUAUGUUGAGUCAUCCGACGGCUCGUCCGAGGAGGAGGAGUAUUCAGAUGAGACGGCGAUGAUCGGGCCGACGCGAUGUUUCCGAACUCUCGAACCGGUACCAAAGGAAAAAAAAUCAGCUCGAUUCCUCCCCACCGCACCUCCUCUGCCCACGAUUCCUUCCUCCCGCACGAAGCCCCACCGUCCCUCGGAUCCGGCCGGCGCGCCGCCACCGGCCACCCUGCCGCCACCGUCCCACGGAUCCAACCGCCGCGCCGCCAUCGGCCACCCUGCCACCACCGUUCCCCAGAUCCGGCCGCCGCACCGCCCCACCGUGGGAUCCGACCGCCACGACAACCACACCAAUCCUUCAUCGCCCACUGGUACAACGCCCAAAGCACGAAGAUUCCCGUCGCCGCUGACCCUCCGGCGAACUUCUCUGCCACCUCGCCUUGGACCUCUCACUGCUGGUAACCUGCUCCGACGACCUUUGCCAACCUACUUCACCGCCGCGGGCAUGACUCCCCACUCCUCCCACACUGCAAUACAGCACGGCUCGCCCCACGGUCCUUUCGUCCCCGACGCCCCUCCAUGUUCGCUGCCGAGAUGCCACCUCCAGGUCUGCUUCUUAGGAUCCAUCGUCUGGUCUUGGGAGUAUUUCAACGCAGUCUGUUGUCGAGGGGGGCUGCGGCUACGUUCCCAGCUGAUGAGCGGUACUGCUGUACUUCCUCAAGAUCCAUGCUGUUGUAGCCUGGAAACUACAGGAAUUCACUGCUACUUUUACAUAUUGGAUCUGUGAUGGGCAUCCUCACAGUGUGCCGCUGUGCGAGGAGGAUGCAGCUAGGCGAGCAUCUCGAGCUACAGAGCACCCUCCUUCCCCCGGACCCCUUCCUUCCUCUGCUCCAACUGGUCGACAACAGCUACUCCACCUGCACCAAACGUCGUCGCUCCUUCAUCUCCUGCGACCUCGCGCAGCCUGCUGCCAUCCCGACCAAAGCUGAGUGAGAGAAGUUUGACCUGACCACCGCUUCAGUUCGAUGUUUCUUUCUUUUUGAAAACAGCUUCAAUUCGAUGUGUGCAUGCUCAUGUGUGUUUAUGUGUGUAUGUGCUCGCAUGCUGAAGUGUUGCUGCUGCUAGCUUUGGCAUUUAGAUAUUACAACACAUAUGAAGUUGCUGCUUCUAGCUUUGGUGUUUAGAUACAUGAUGAAGUUGCUGCUGCUAGCUUUGGUGUUCACACACUACAACACGGGUGGAGCCACCGAGAGGAAUGGAUUAUAGCAAAACAUGUGGUAUAAAUACAUUCACAGAUAAUUUAGUGGCCCCUGGCUAGUUCAAGCUAGGAAAAGAGACUUUUAUCUUUUCAGCUGUGUUUAGCAUUAGGGUGUCUAUGUGCAUACAGAAAAAUGGAUACAGAGAAUGCUAUGUUUGUCUUGUACUACUCUUGUACUACUGUACUUAAAUUUUUAUUUGUGAAGGUCAAAAUGUUGUGUUUGA